This is a messenger RNA of Blastomyces gilchristii SLH14081, 3169 nucleotides long. RefSeq names its product DUF563 domain-containing protein. The transcript has a single exon. NCBI's taxonomy places the organism in Eukaryota, Fungi, Ascomycota, Eurotiomycetes, Onygenales, Ajellomycetaceae. Gene Ontology annotation, cellular component: endoplasmic reticulum lumen. The coding region runs from base 468 to 1973 and encodes 501 amino acids. The record is from RefSeq and is a predicted model, not a curated record. Gene Ontology annotation, molecular function: protein N-acetylglucosaminyltransferase activity.
GACGGGCUGCCAGGGAUAGAAUGGCUUUUUUGGGGGGCGAAAUUGGCUGAAGGUCAGCAAUGUGUUCGGUACUUCCAGAUGCGCUCCUGAAUAUGAAGUUGUAUCUAAAUCGGUAUGCUUGAGGGCCAGCGAGGUGGGAGCCAGCGUCAAAGUUUUGAUAAACCCAACCAGCAAACAGUUGGCAAACCGCUCAGGAUUGGGUCAGCCCCCAUUAAUUAUUAUUAGCCUCUUCCCGUCUUUAGCGCCGAUGAAGAUCCCUUGACCUGAAGCCACGAUUAUUGGCCAGGUACUGUACAUACAUGUACAGUACAAGCCUUGUCAGGAAUGCAAGGGAACGCUGAAACUUUGGGGCCUGUAUCGGAACAUGGGAGCUGGCACUUUCUUCCUCAGCACGGCUUCUUAUAUCUCGACACAAAGUGCUGUUAUCCACUUUCUAGUCUGCCUCUUGUCAUUUUUGUGCAGCCAGCAUGCCCUCUACCUUCCGCGGACGGCGUUAUGUGAUCGCUGGGAGCCUCGCUGCUUUUAUAUUCUUCACACUCUGUUGGCAUUCCCGACAAAACAUUGUCUUCCAGGGCCCGAGGAGUGCGCCUCAAGAAGAUGCCCCUUAUCAAGAGCAUCCAGCCCAAAAUGAGGACCAUUCCCCCAAGCCCGCUGAUAGUCCAUCUAUGGCAUUGUCUCCUCCCGGAGAUUACCUACCAACGUCAAGCGCGCCACAUCAGGAUCGUUUUUGCGCUGAACGAUUUGACCUUGAGUACUUGAAAAAUCUAGCCAAGAGUCAGACUAGCUAUUGUGAUGCCGGCUCUGCGUCAAGCAUUACCUGUUUUCAUAGUCAGAUCGAUCCAGGAGGGCGAACAGAUUCAUUCUGUAUUUCAGGACCCGCGAGCUUCGACCACAGCCAAAAGAAAUUCAUUCUAGAUUGUUCUCUCAGAUCAUUAAGUGAUGAGGAGUCAAGGCAGGGCGUGCCGGAAUUUGAGCAAUUUCCGGCAUACUGGUAUGGGACGGGGCCGCAUCAAAUAUUCAAUAACUUUGUGCGUUUUGACCGGAAAGAAAAACCUUCCCACAAGCUUCCGCAUGGACGACGGAAUUUUUCGAUCCUCAUUAAACGCGAAGAUAGUCACUAUAACGUUUUCCAUUCUCUCAUGGAAAUUAUUGGCCUCACCUUGACGUUGGACACCAUGAGGAUGGCUCAAAAUAAAGCCGUGAGCCUCCCAUUUUUUAUGCCAGAGGAUAUCGCCAAUACCCAAGUUAUUAUUUUGGAUGACCUCCUGGACGGCCCUUACUUUGAUCUGUGGAAACUCUUUGCGAAGCAGCCAACGAUCAGAUUGAAGGACAUAUCAGCCACCGCACAGAUCAACCUGGACAACAUCAUAGUUCCCUUGCCAGGAGGGGGUAGUCCCUUUUGGCAGAACCAUUGGGAACCAAUUCAAUGUGAACAGUCGGAGCUUCUGCAAACCUUUGCCAAAAGAGUGCUCAACUUCUAUAAUAUCCGAGACGACCCUCGCCCUGGGGAUAGCCCGCUUGUGCUCACGUUCAUAGACCGUAGAGAAAAAAGGCGCUUGAUCAAUCAGGAGCGAUAUAUCGAACGUCUAAAGGCCAAAUUCCCAGCUGUUGAGGUUAAUCUAGUUGACUUGGCUGCGCUGCCCUUCAGGGAGCAAAUAAAACUUGUUCGUCGCAGUGACAUCCUCGCUGCCGUGCAUGGGGCAGGCCUGACACAUGGGAUGUUCCUCCCGCCGCAUUCCACAAUCGCCGAAAUACUUCCUCCCCAAUUAAAACACAAAGGUUUCCGGAACCUUGCCAAAAAAAUGGGACACAACUACUUCAGCAGCCAUGCGGCGGAACAUAAGACCAAUGACUCGAAGAAUGAUUGGCAGUCUGACGACGUCUUUAUUGAAGAGGAUCGCUUUAUGAAUCUAUUGGAAAUCGCUUUGAAGAGCAUGUACAACAGAGGUUUGCGCGAUCAAGAUGUCAAUUGAUUCUCGGUGGGCGAAGUUCGCUCCAGAGACGAAACUCAUGAUCUAUUCCUAAGUGCAAAUGUUGGUGGUUAAUUCAUUUGCAUCUUGGUUAGUAGCAGGGACUGGGACAAUGAAAAAGGACUCCUGUCUAAUCCUAAGCUCGAGCUUCGGUUCAGGCGGAGAACAAUCGCGUGUGAAAAUGGGCGGGCGGCUCUAGGCACACCCUGGACAUCCAUGGAUAUUCGCAGGAAUGAGCUGUAUUGGACGUACUGUAGAAUGUGCAAAGAGCGGUGACCCGUUAAUUUCUUUCCGCGACGCGUCGAAUAGCACUUUCGGCGUGGAGCUGGAGUGGAAGCCUUAAGACGGAUGUCUGGCUUCUCCUCGGUCAAAUUUUAAUUUUAGUUGUUGUGCUAUCAUAUCCGUCAAUGCAUUGAUGCCAGCAAUGCACUGGAAAUAGGUGGAUGCAAAAGUAAUGUCAAAUACUGUAUAUAAAUUUGCAGGACUAUGUUAGUUGUUCGCAACCCCAUGUAUUUUAUAGUAACUGAAAUACGGCCUCAAUGCGUCAACACACUUGCCAAACUCCUCAGGCUGUCUCUUCAGUCUUUCUCGUCACCUAUCCGUCUCCGCUAGGUCCAAGGUUCUCAGCGAUCCCUUCAUAUAUGGGUAUAAGGCAUCCUAACCCUAGCGCUACUUUUGAAGCAUCGUACUCUCGAAAAGGGAAUUUCCUCAAACGCUCUUCUAAGGCAGUUAACUACCUUCAGGACGACAAGAUACAUGCCAGACACUUAUCAUACAUUAGCAAUUGUGGGUGCUGUCACUGUCACUAAGGGCAACCGAAGGCUGACAGAGAAAGCAGAUUCAGGGGGCCUAACCGUGCCAGGCCGGUCCGUGAAACCUCUGACAGGAGACUUUAUGAACUCCAGAAUCGUCACGCUGAACAGUAUUUGGCUUUGACCGAGAUUGUUUCAGCCAGCAGGGUUUGAUACCCCUACAAAGUCACCUUUCCACCCCCAUGGCUCUACCACCUUGACAUGGGAGCUCCCCUCUCUGCUUCGAAAUGUCGCUGAUGCUGCUUCGAUUUCAAAGCUACUCCAUACUAUUGUUUCAACGACCCACCGUCCGAGCGCACGGUAGGGUACCCGAGCAUUCGUAGGAAUUAUUACGGAGUACAUGUUUAUCUAAUUGAUUAUGAGGUGGUGAGGAAAUGUGAAUGGUAC